AUGGUUGGCCACCGGCGCAAUGACGCCUUGAUGUGCCUCAUAUUCCCAGCAAGCUUGGGAGAACUGGGCCUGAAGUGGUUCGAAAGGCUUCCAGAAUGGAGUAUAGAGGGGUGGCAGCAACUAGCAGAAGCCUUCGUCACCAGAUUCAAAACCAACACUCGAACGCCGAAGGAGGUCGAUCAUCUUAUAGGCGUCAAGAUGGAGUCAGGGGGAUCAUUGAAGGCAUACAACGCGAAGUACUGGGAAACCUACAACGAAAUCCUCGACUGCCCUACCAAUCUGGCGAUCACUCAAUACAAACGGGGUCUCCUAGUCGGGCAUAGGCUGCGGGAUUCGCUCACAAUGCACCAAUCCACAACCAUGGAGUCCUUGAUGCAGCGGAUCAAUAAGCACAUUCGUGUAGAGGAUGAUGCCGCCUCCGCAAUCAAGAAGGUUAAUCCGGCCGCAGCGGACAGAAGGGUAGCAGGAAAAGUUCACUCGGUCAGGCAGGAGGAUAACCGCCCAAGCGACCGGCCAAAAGAUCAACGGCGUGGCCCAAACCGCGAUGACAGAAACAAGGGUCGCAGAAACGACCGAGCUGAUGCUCCCUGUGAUGCAGCGGAGGAUGCUAAGAGAAAAUUGAAGGCGCGGACUGGAAUCACCACGGUCUUUAAAAUACCUAUCUACCGCAUCUUGAGUGAGAUCAGAAGCGAGCCUUUUGUUUGCUGGCCGGCCAAGUUGGGGAAUGCACAGAGAGGCUUCAACUCAAGGUAUCGCUGCACUUUCCAUGAGGAACGAGGACACCGAACGGAGGACUGCUUGCCGCUCAAACAACAUUUGGAAGAGCUAGUGGCUGCGGGAUAUCUUGACCAAUACAUAGAUGGGGGUAUGAAAACCGCGCCAUUGGGGCAAACCGAGCCAAACGGCCUAGCCGCCCUAGAGGCAGCACCCCAAGGCAUAAUCAAAGUCAUCCAUGGCAUCGUUGAACCAGCAAGGGUCUGCGAACUCAGAGGGAUGAUUAAGAAAGCCGAGCACAUAAGGGAAGUGCUCUCCGUUCAGCCCGCUGUGAAGAAAGGGAAGACCGAGGAGAAGGACAUUCUUACCUUUUCGAGCAGGGACUUGGAGCGGAUCCAGAUGCCCCACAAUGGCGCCCUAGUGGUAACUCUUCGCAUCAAAGACUUUGACAUCAAGAGGAUCUUGAUCGACCAGGGAAGUUCGGUCGAAAUUAUGUACUAUGACGCGUUCAAACAAAUGAAGUUGGAGGACAAGGACUUGGCCCCUGCGACGUUCCCUUUGGUUGGUUUCAACUCUCAGCCAGAGUGGCCGGUAGGGAAGAUCAUACUGCCGGUCAAAGCGGGUUCAAUAACAAAGCAAGUAGAGUUCUGGGUGCUCAAAGUCCCAUCCACCUAUAACUUAAUUUUAGGCAGGGGCUGGUUGCACGCCAUGUAA
Messenger RNA from Camellia sinensis, 1428 nucleotides. RefSeq lists its product as uncharacterized. The record is from RefSeq and is a predicted model, not a curated record. Lineage: Eukaryota; Viridiplantae; Streptophyta; Magnoliopsida; Ericales; Theaceae.